AAGUUUGCACUUUGCAGGCGGGCAGAGAUGGAAACAAACAAACAAACAAACAAACUUUUAGGCAAUGGGUCGUCCAACUUGCAGUUUGCCUUGCCUUCACCUAAGUAUUGUCAGACUUUGUUUUCAUAAAUCAAUUAAUCAAUGGAUGGAUGGAUGGAUGGAUCGUUGAAAUUGAUUGAUUGAUUGGAUCCAUACUUCCUCCUCCUUGAGUUCCACGACACUUGAAAUUGGAAUUUGGAAACUGGAAAUGGAAUCGGCCCCCUCUACCUAGCUAGGUGUUUCAGCUAAUUUUGUAGUAGUAGUUGUUGGAUUUGGACUCUUUGGAGCGGAGGAAUUUGGCUCCGGAGGUUUUGGUUUAUGUUUGGGGAUUUGGAUUGUGCUGCUGCUGCAGGAUAGGAUGGAGGUGUGGUGGUUUCGAAAUCAUGGAGUUGUUGUGGUGUUGUUAUGGUUGGAAUUGGCGGUGCUGUGGCGAGGAGGAUUUCGUGAGGUCGGAGCUCAAUCGAGUCCGACGGAUCAAGGAUUCGGACGCUAUCCUUACGCGCCAUUCACGCCGUCCAUGGCGGUCAUAGUUAUUCUUCUGGUAGGUGCGGUGGUUUUUAUGGUGUUUUUUGCGAUCUACAUUCGUCGGUGCUCCGGCGGAGCUGGUGCUGCUGGUUCUGGUGGCAGCAUCCGCCACGCGCUCUCAUUCCGGUCGCGCCGUACCGCGGCGGCGCGUGGACUUGACCGUGAUGUUUUGGAGACUUUCCCGACGUUUUCGUACUCGGAAGUGAAGGACCAUAAGAUCGGCAAAGGAGCGCUGGAGUGCGCCGUUUGCUUGAAUGAGUUCGGCGACGAUGAAACGCUGCGUUUGCUGCCUAAGUGCGACCAUGUCUUCCAUCCGGAGUGCAUCGACGCCUGGCUUGAAUCGCACGUCACCUGUCCGGUCUGCCGAGCGAAUCUGGAGCCUUCGCCGGAGGACGACGCCGGAAAGGAUUCCUGCGCGGCGGAGAAUACGGAUUUGGAAUCUUCGAGAACCGACCGAAUCACGAUCCAGUUAACCGAAAAUCAGCCACAACAGCCGCCGGCGUCGAUGAUCCGCAACGCGAGCUUCGAAUCGCCGGCGAGGUCGUGGUCCGUACGCCAGCCGAGAUUAUUCGGUUUCGGCAAAUUCCGAUCGCACUCCACCGGUCACUUCCUCAUCCAACCCGGCGAAAACCACGACCGGUAUACGCUGCGGCUGCCGGCGGAGGUACGGAAGGAGGUGAUGGUCCGCGCCUCUCUCAACCGCGUAAGAAGCUGCGCGGCGGUGCUGCCGCGGGAGUGCAGUUCACGGCGCGGUUACCGAACCGCCGGCGGCGGCGAAGGCAGCAGCCGGACCGGGAGGUUUUACCAGAGACUGGACCGGUCCGAUCGAGGAACAAACUCGAACCGGUGGAAUUUCCUCACGAGAGGAUUCUCGAUGCGGUCGACCAGAGUUGUGGCCGAAACCGCCGGCGGCGGCGGCGGCGGUGGUAGCAGCCGCGCGCCGGUGAGAAUGCCGUCUUUACGCUGCCUGGAGCCUAAUUCGCCGGAGCAGACCGGUUUAUUUAAGGCCGGUCCGAGCGAUAACCCGGCUUAGUACGUAAGUUGUGUAUAUUUUUUUUUACGGCCUAGGGUUUGCGUCAAAUCAGAUAAUUAAAGAGCUAAUAAUAAUAAUAAUACAGUAGUUGAUAAUAUUAUUUUAAAUUGGUAAAGUUCUGGAAAUUUUAUCUUACUUACCUAACAUCAGUAACAUGCCACGAGCUUAUUAGACCAUCAAUUUCAAUCAAAUUUAAAUAAAUGUAAUUGUUUUUUUUCUUUUUUUAUUAUAUGGAACCAAAUGUGUGUUUGUUUUGUUUAUUAAUUUUUUGAAUAUGACGGUUGUAUGGGAUGUUUAGAACUCAUGUGUGUUUGGGGUUGUAUAUGGUGUUAUAAUUGUGUUCAAAUAGCAUGUAAAAUUUUUUUAAAAAGAGAAUAUAUA
Molecule: messenger RNA, 1978 nt
Organism: Andrographis paniculata
Lineage: Eukaryota; Viridiplantae; Streptophyta; Magnoliopsida; Lamiales; Acanthaceae
Product: E3 ubiquitin-protein ligase ATL31-like
Exons: 1
Coding region: 398-1597 (399 amino acids)
Source: RefSeq, a predicted model, not a curated record